This is a messenger RNA of Exophiala oligosperma, 1786 nucleotides long. RefSeq lists its product as uncharacterized. The transcript has 2 exons. NCBI's taxonomy places the organism in Eukaryota, Fungi, Ascomycota, Eurotiomycetes, Chaetothyriales, Herpotrichiellaceae. Bases 228 to 1529 code for a protein of 433 amino acids. The record is from RefSeq and is a predicted model, not a curated record. Gene Ontology annotation, biological process: carbohydrate metabolic process; chitin catabolic process. Gene Ontology annotation, cellular component: extracellular region. Gene Ontology annotation, molecular function: chitin binding; chitinase activity.
CCGAAGGAUACAGACAAGACCUGGAUUCACCAUUCACCAUUCAAGCGAAGAUUUAGUGGUUCAACCCUGUCAGCAUCAGGCAGAAAUAUCCAGGGCAACCACAGCUGAAGAUCAAACAACGUGUCUCACCAAGCCUCAUGUGUGUCUUCAAGGAACAUCCAUUCAACCCCAGCUAUGGUUUCUCUUCGUAUCGAAUAUAAAUUUGCCCCUCCACGUUUUGACUGAGCAUGAUUUUCUUUUUAUUCGCAUUCUGUGUCUUGAUACAUUUCACACCGUUGACAUUGACCCAACUACUUCCCGGACAUCAGUACGAAUACGACGACCUUUUCAAAUUCAACAUGGGCGGCGGACACGGGAUUCGGUCUGUUGUCUACUACGUCAAUUGGGCACCGUACGGCCGAAACCAUCAUCCACAAGAUCUGCCUGGAGAGAACCUCACUCACGUUCUGUAUUCAUUUGCCAAUGUGAGACCCGAGACGGGAGAAGUGUAUCUCACAGAUCCGUGGUCGGAUACAGACAAGCACUACGACGGCGAUAGUUGGAACGACAUCGGCACGAACGUGUAUGGUUGUGUGAAGCAAUUGUUCCUCCAGAAGAAAAGAAAUCGCAAUCUAAAAGUCUUGCUGAGUAUCGGUGGAUGGACAUAUUCUUCCAACUUUGCCCAGCCCGCCAGCACCGACAGUGGCAGGAAGAGGUUUGCACAGAGCGCGUUACAACUCCUCGAAGAUCUUGGCUUCGAUGGCAUCGACAUCGAUUGGGAGUAUCCGCAAGACCGUGCCCAGGCAGAAGAUUUUGUCAAGUUGUUGUCUGAGACGAGGGGCGCACUCGAUGCUGCUGCCUCCAAACGUCACCAUGCCCGCUUCUACCUUACCGUGGCAUGUCCAGCUGGGCCAUCCAACUUUGAAAAGCUGAACAUUCCCAAAAUGGACCAGCUUCUGGACUUUUGGAAUCUCAUGGCGUACGACUACGCAGGAUCCUGGGACCAAAGGGCCGGACAUCAAGCAAACUUGUUCCCAUCUCGAUCGCAGCCUCAGGUUACGCCGUUCAGCACAAUUGCCGCGAUCGAUCACUACACCCGCCAGGGCAUUCAUCCAUCGAAAAUAGUGCUGGGCAUGCCGUUGUAUGGACGAACCUUUGUUUCCACCCACGGACCUGGCCAUCCCUUCAACGGAGUAGGAGAAGGUAGCUGGGAACAAGGUGUUUGGGACUACAAAGCUCUCCCCAAACCAGGGCAUACCGAGUACCAUGAUCCCGAAAUUGGCGCGAGUUGGAGUUAUUGCCCAUCUACCCAGACGAUGAUCAGUUAUGACACACCGGCCUUGGAGGCUCAAAAGGCUGGAUUUGUUCGAGACCAUGGACUUGGCGGUGGUAUGUGGUGGGAAAGCUCAGCAGACAAACCGGCAGGCCAAGGCAGCCUUAUUGAGACUUUUCUCAUGCAUAGCGGAGGACGAGGUAGCAUGGAGGAAGUGCCAAACUGUCUAGAGUACCCAGAGAGCAAGUAUGAGAACUUGCGGAAACAGUUUGAGUGAAAUUUGUUGGCUGGCCAUGGGGCUGAGGCGGUUCACAAAGAGGUACCUUAUGAGCAGCUCCCUCUGCAUUAUAAUUUGCGGCUCCACGGCGCUGGGAGUACAAGUUGACCCAAAACUCGCAGUUAGUAGUUCGGUUCUGCCCGAGUUAUUAUUACGGGACGAGUAAUAAUCAUGGACUAAAAUUUAGGUACCACAGCGAUCUGGAGUUGUACCUGUACCUGAUCUUCUUGUCCUCCCUCGUUCCCGCUGUCACGAGC